Messenger RNA from Acaulospora morrowiae, 177 nucleotides. Lineage: Eukaryota; Fungi; Glomeromycota; Glomeromycetes; Diversisporales; Acaulosporaceae. The record is from the annotation of a GenBank genome assembly.
AUGGAAUCGGAUGAAAUAAAAAUUGAAUGCCUCGGUCACGAUUCCAAAUGUGCUUUGCCAGACUCAUCAGCAACGUUGGUAGAUGAUGACCGUAGACCUGAAGAUUUCGAAAGAAAAUUGUCGCGUAAGAUUGAUAUUCGCUUGAUGCCCAUCACGGGCGAUGCCUUAUCUUUGGUG